Messenger RNA from Phycodurus eques (leafy seadragon), 3390 nucleotides. Its product is annotated as zinc finger protein OZF-like. Lineage: Eukaryota; Metazoa; Chordata; Actinopteri; Syngnathiformes; Syngnathidae. The coding region runs from base 309 to 1580 and encodes 423 amino acids. Gene Ontology annotation, biological process: regulation of cytokine production; negative regulation of transcription by RNA polymerase II; regulation of immune system process. The record is from RefSeq and is a predicted model, not a curated record. The transcript has 2 exons.
UUUGAGCCGCGUGCGGGAAAGCCCAGCGCUGAACCGUCACCAACCUUAUUGUUUGACUCUGUGUUUCGAAUACAUUGUGCAACUUUUCAUCCGGCCAAACCAUUGAAGAGAAGAACCCGGUAACGGAAGAUUGAACGGCCGCGACUUUUCUUUGCUAACACCGGAUGAACUCGUCUUGGUGACGCACGUCGAAGCUUCUCGGCCUAGUUAGCUUAGCUCGCUAGCCGCUAACAAAGAGACGCGCUUGUUUCGCAACACGUCGCAAAUUCGAGAGCGCAUGUGAAAGUGUCGUGGUUACCGUACAAAACAUGUGCGCGAGAACGACAGCAAAGGACGAGAAGGAACUUUGUGGACCGAAAGAGGAGGACGAGCCACGACGUCAACUUGUGGACGCUGUUCGCGAGCAGCCUCGUGUCGGUUUUCCAACAGCAGACAUCAGUGAAAAUCUUCAUCCUGAGCGGCAGCAGUCAGUGUCCACUCACAUCAAAGAGGAAGAGGAGGACGAAGAGGUGCAACACAUUAAAGAGGAAGAGCAAGAGGAAAUCAUCAAGGUUCCAUCGACUGGUGUCCCUUUGAAGGGUGAAGAUGGUCAAAGUGAGGAGAGACGAGGGGCGGAGCCCCAAAGCAGCAGCUCAAGUCAACAAAUGACAGAAGGUGAUGGAGACCGCUGUGGAGGAUCACAAGCAGACGGUGAUGAUGAGGAGGAUGAUGAGGAUGAUGAUGAUGAACAGUCGGAAGGUGAUAUGACAUGUCACACUGACAACAAACGCUGGAAAUGUUCUCAAUGUAUGAAAACUUUUGCUUCCAAGAGCUAUUUCAAACAACACAUGAACAUACACACUGGAGAGAAAAAAAUUGCCUGCUCAUUUUGUGGUCAAAGAUUCACUCAGAAAGGACACUUGAGAAAUCACACAAGAACACACACUGGUGAGAAACCUUUUGCUUGCUCGGUUUGUGGUCAAAGAUACUCUCAAAAGGGAAAUUUAAUCAUACACGCAAGAACACACACUGGUGAAAAACCUUUUGCGUGCUCAGUUUGUGGUCAAAGAUUCUCUGUGAAGGAAAGCUUGAAAUUACACACAAGAAGAACCCACACCGGUGAGAAACCUUUUUGCUGCUCAGUUUGUAGUCAAAGAUUCUCCGUGAGGGAAAGCUUAAAAUUACACACAAGAAAUCACACUGGUGACAAACCUUUUGCUUGCACGGUUUGUGGUCAAAGAUUCUCUCAAAAGGGAAACUUAACAAUACACACAAGAAGACACACUGGUGAGAAACCUUUUGCCUGUUCAGUUUGUGGUCAAAGAUUCUCUGUGAAGGAAAGCUUGAAAUUACACACGAGAACCCACACUGGCGAAAAACCUUUUUCCUGCUCGGUGUGCGGUCAAAGAUUCUCUAAGAAGGACAACGUAAAACUACACUCAAGAACCCACACUGGUGAGAAACCUCUUUCCUGCUCAGUUUGUGGCCAAAGAUUCUCUUAUAAGUAUCAGGUUAAGACACACAAGUGUGCUGUUGAGAAUAGCAGUGAUCAAGAAGCUUUUAAUGCAAAUGUCAAUGUCAAUGUUAAAAAAAAAAAGUAAUUCUGAUCUUGCUGACUUAUAAAAAUCUACAUUCGUGUAUUCCGUUGACCAACUUUUGUAUCUUCUUGUUGUCCAUAUAUUUUCAAAAAGGCUCCGGUGCAAAAAUACUUUAAAGGGACUACUUAAUUGUGAGAAGAUGGGCACAUAUUCCAUAGUGCUGGACUCAUAAAUGUCUGCAGAAAAAAAGCCCUCCAAAAUGGACUCGGGUCAUUUUAGAAUGGUUUUCUGAUGAAAUUUGUGUUUUCUUUUCUUUUCUUUUUUGGACAUGCCAGCCUGUCACAGCCUCACACAUAACGAGCGGGAGUCGUUUACAUUUUCUGCAGUAACGUCUGUCGGAAUGAGAGAGGCAAUUGGGAGUCGUGUUUCCCCCGCGUCGGCUUGCCUUGGGUGGGCCGCCCAAGUAAACCGACGAACCGUCCAAGAUGAAAGGCCUGAAAAGUAUGUAAUGUAAUGGAUGAAAGGAAAUGAAGUGUUGAUAAUACAAAAUAGGAUUAGGAUUGUUAAUCGGAUGCAUGUUGAGGAAAUUAUUACUAUAAUUAACUCCAAGUGUAUUUGUAAUAAUACAUACACCAGCUGGUGGAUAAAACGUUGCUCCAAGUUAAAUUCAACCAGUCGUGCACAUUUUAUAGCCAUGAGAUGGCGCUAGAGUGGCGGUCACUCAAGCGUCACCAUGCAGUCUUAGUUGUUUGCUUGCUCGAUGCUAAUUUGCAAACAUAUAUAACCUGUAACAGCUUAUUUCAUAUAUUUUUGGAUUUUGGUAACUGAAGUGAUAGAAACCCACAAUCAUCUGUGCCCAUACAAUGAUGUGUGUGAUAGUUGAUGAAGUGGUUAGGACCUUUUAUUGUCAAAAUGGGAAUGACAAUGAAAUGUUAGCUAUUUGAUGAAAGAUGUUGAUGAAGUAAGAUGCUUUAUGAGGUUGAUCAGAUGAGAGCGUUCCCAUGAGAACCGUUUACUUUAAAUAAAGACAAAAUGUAUGAAGUUGUCCUGAGAGGAACUGUUUAUCUCGACGUAACACAAGGCGAGCGUUUACUGGAAAUAGGAGACCAUUGACGAGAAGUCUCAACCCAUUUGGGGAAAGUGCCAUCAUAUGACUUGUCUCCAAAUGUUCCCAUAAGCCAUCUGAAGGGGGAUUUAAAGACCCCCUGGCAAGGCACACCUUUACUAUACAAGUUCAAAAACUGACCGGAUUGAGGCUCUUGCUCUUUCAAAGGUUAGCUAUUGAGGUCUCACUGCUUAAUCUCGUAUCUAUUUUUGUGUAAGACGCAGGAUGAUUAGAAAAGUAGCUUAAAAUACAAAUUGAAUAUUUUACUGAGAAUAAAAUAGGAGUUUAGCAUUGACGACAGCGCUUGAGCCCUCAAUCUCUCUCCUCUGUGCCAAUUCAUAAUUUUAAGAUUUUAGGAAUGUUCGAUCUGCUCAGUCAAAUAUUCUUUUUUUUUUUUUUUUUUUUUUUUCCCCCAUUUUAAUAGAAUUUUCUUUUCGUUUUGAUUGUACUUUGGAUUUCCACUCUUGGACAGUCUUCCUUUACCAUCUUUUGAAACUUUGAAUGUGACUGAAUGUUCUCCUUGAACUGAUGUUUUUGGACUGGUUUGGUUUUCAUCUCAACGGGCUGGCUUGGAACGCUUCAUCUCAUUUGUAAGUGAGUAGAUGUUUCACACCCAGUUCCUUUUUGUGAGUUUUAUUUUAAUUUGUAUUAUUUGUUCCUUUUUGGGAAUUUUAUUUUUACUUUGAUUAAUUGUAGCCUUGUCUUUGCUAAAUUCUGUUCAUUAAAAUAUCUUUUUCUGAGCAUAGAAAAAUGUCCCCUUUUUUUAAG